Limanda limanda (common dab) is the source of this 2280-nucleotide messenger RNA. RefSeq names its product solute carrier family 3 member 1 (gene slc3a1). Lineage: Eukaryota; Metazoa; Chordata; Actinopteri; Pleuronectiformes; Pleuronectidae. The record is from RefSeq and is a predicted model, not a curated record. The coding region runs from base 104 to 2167 and encodes 687 amino acids. The transcript is spliced from 10 exons. Gene Ontology annotation, biological process: carbohydrate metabolic process; amino acid transport.
CCCUCUCAGAGCACUUAGAACUUCAUGUGACUCCGAUUCUCUCAGUCUGAGGUGAAGUGGAUCUAAACCAGCACAGGAUUUGUUCCAUUCUUAAAUAAAGGAGAUGAGUUCUAAGAAGCAGAGCACCGGCAUGGUGCUGUUGAACUACACCAUAGACCCUGACUUCCAGGAUGUGGCCGGUGUGGGGUCCGGCUCAGGGACCAGCCCCCCUCUCCCGGAGGAGAAGCAGCAGGACUCCAGCUCGGUGAAGCUGGAGCCGGCUGUGGAGGAGUACACGCAGCUGAAGCCUUACGCCGGGAUGCCCAAGGAGGUGCUGCUGCUGUACUCCUCCCAGGCCCGGUACCGGGUGCCCCGGGAGGUCCUGUUCUGGCUGAUCGUGGCCUGCACCCUGGCCCUGGUGGCUCUCACCAUCACAGUGAUCGCUCUGUCUCCCCGUUGCCUGAGCUGGUGGCAGGUGUCCCCGGUGUACCAGGUCUACCCCCGCUCCUUCAGGGACUCGGACGGUGAUGGGGUGGGAGACCUCAAAGGAAUUCAGGAGCAGCUGGAUCACUUUGAGUUCCUGAACAUCAAGUCGGUUUGGAUCAGUCCCUUCUACCGCUCCCCCAUGAAAGACUUUGGCUAUGACGUGGAAGACUUCCGAGCCAUUGACCCCCUCUUCGGAACCAUGCAGGACUUUGAGGAGCUGCUGGCUGAGAUGCACAACAAAGGUUUGAAGCUGAUCAUGGAUUUCAUUCCCAAUCACACCAGUGACAAACACCGCUGGUUUAACUUGAGCCGGACCAGAGAUCCUCACUACGAGGAUUAUUACGUCUGGACUGACUGCAACGAGACGUCACCAAGACCGAAUAACUGGGUGAGCAUUUUCGGGAACUCGUCGUGGACUUACGAUGACGUCAGAGGACAAUGUUACCUGCACCAGUUCCUCAAGGAGCAACCGGACCUGAACUUCAGAAACACACAUGUCCGCCAGGAGAUCGUCGAUAUUAUUCAUUUCUGGUUGGGGAAAGGAGUGGACGGGUUCCGGAUGGACGCAGUGAAGCACAUCCUGGAGGCGGCUCACCUGAGGGAUGAGCCACAGGUGGACCCAGAAAAAGCUCCUGAGGCGGUGACCUCAGAGUGGGACCUUUACCACGACUACACCACCAGUCAGGUGGGGCUGCACGACCUCCUGAGGGACUGGAGGGCACAGAUGGACGUUUACAGCCGUGAGCCUGGCAGAUACAGGUUCAUGGUGACCGAGUCGUACGAUUACCAGGAGGUGGACAAGACCAUGAUGUACUACGGCACCUCGCAGGUGAAAGAAAGUGAUUUCCCCUUCAACUUCUACCUGCUGGACCUGCCUCACAACACCAGCGGCUUGUGGGUUCAACAGCUGGUCCAGCUCUGGAUGACCAACAUGCCCACUGGACGAUGGGCCAACUGGGUGGUGGGAAACCACGACAAGCCUCGGAUCGCCACCAGCGCCGGUCAGACCUACGUCCGGGUCAUCAACAUGCUGCUGCUGACCCUCCCCGGCACCCCCACCACCUACUACGGAGAGGAGAUCGGCAUGGAGAACAUUAAUGUCACGGACAGUGAGAUACAAGAUCCCGCUGGCAAAUACAACUCAAGUGCCAGUCGGGACCCCCAGCGAUCCCCCAUGCAGUGGAGUGCUCACACGAACGCAGGCUUCAACAACAAAACCAACGCCACCUGGCUGCCGGUUCACCCGGAUUUCACAAGCGUGAAUGUGGAGGUCCAGAAAAAAGAUGGCCGCUCCGUUAUGUCUCAGUACCGUUUCCUGAACACGCUGCGUCAGUCGGAGCUGCCGCUUCACCGCGGCUGGUUCUGCUUCGUCCACGCUGACGCCAGCGUCUUCUCUUACCUCAGGGAGCUCGACGGGCUACACCGAGCUUUCCUCAUGGUCCUUAACUUUGGCAAAGAAUCUGCCGUCACGGACCUCUCGUCUGUUGGGGAGCUGCCGGAGCAGCUGACGGUGCUGAUGAGCACGAACGGUGUCAGCGAUGGGAAAGUGUUUCAGAAGUCUGGUAUCCUGACGGAGGUCGGGGAGGGUUUGGUGAUUCAGUUCUCCGCACCCACUCGGUUUAAUCCCAACCAUCCCAAGCAGUGCUACGUCUCAGAGAAGGCCUGUUAUUUAGGAGCCAUGGACAUACUUUAUAAAUGCUAACAUGAAUGGACACUGGUGUUCAGUUAUUAUAGUUUCACAGUAGAAAUCAAGAUGUUUCUUUGGUGUCUCCUCUGUAAGGGAUGUAUGUCAGAGAAUUAAAAGGAACCGCAACA